AUGCAAGUACCAGAUGCCUCCACCGUGCGGACCCCGCUGUUCGUCGCACCCCCGCCAUUGAACCGCGACGGUCGACCAGUCAUUCAAAAAUUGUUGAUCGCGAACCGAGGCGAAAUCGCCUGUCGCAUUAUCCAGACGUGCCGCAAACUGCACAUCACGUCGGUAGCCAUCUACGUGGACGAAGAUGCUCUUUCCCGCCACGUGCAGGAGGCAGACGAAUCCAUCAACCUCGGCAGCAUCGACCGCAGUAGUCGGAACCCCUUCCUGGAUGUUGAACUGCUGGUCAAGACGGCCGUGGCCGCAGGCGCCCACGCCGUCCACCCGGGGUACGGGUUCCUCAGCGAGAACGCCGACUUCGCGCAACGCGUGCACGAGGCGGGUCUGAUCUUUGUUGGGCCUAGCCCCAGCGCCAUGUCGACGCUGGGCGACAAACGCGCGGCCAAGGACUACUUGAGCGCCCAUGCGCCCGAAGUGCCCCUGAUUCCAGGAUUUGCGGGAUCCAGCCAGGAGGUGGGCGACCUGGAGAAGGCCGCAACGGAGAUCGGGUUGCCUGUGAUGUUGAAGGCGUCGGCGGGAGGUGGUGGAAAGGGGAUGCGCAUCAUCCGAGAGGCGCAUCAAUUGCGAGCAGAGCUACAGCGAGCGCAGUCAGAGGCACAGCGGUCGUUUGGUUCCGCCGACUGCAUCCUAGAGAAGUAUAUUGAGAGCAGCAAACACGUCGAGAUCCAGAUUUUGGGAGACUCCCAUGGGGAGGUGGUCUCGUUUUUUGACCGCGAUUGUUCCGUGCAGCGACGACACCAAAAGGUAAUUGAGGAGACUCCGUGUCCCUUCCUGGACGAUGACACCCGGCGGAAGAUGUCCGCGGUGGCCGUCACGAUUGCCAAGAAGAUUGGCUAUGCAAACGCCGGCACUGUGGAGUUCAUCUUUGACGUGCAAACGGGCAAGUUCUACUUUUUGGAAGUCAACGCCCGUUUGCAGGUCGAGCACCCGAUCACAGAGGAAGUCACCGGGGUGGACCUGGUGGCGCUGCAGCUGUACGUGGCCGCCGGGGGCCGCUUGGCUGCGCUGCCGGCCAUCCAGACCGUCACCCAACGGGGCCAUGCUAUCGAAUGUCGCCUCUGCGCAGAGGAUCCCCAGCGGGAUUACUUCCCCGAGCACGGCCAGAUCUACCUGUGGCAGCCGGCAUCGGGGAUGCUGGGCCCGGGUCGCGACAUUCGUUACGAGACCGCCGUCGGGACGGGAUCCUCCGUGUCUAUCUACUUCGACUCGAUGAUUGCCAAGAUCGUGGUCUGGGCCCCGACGCGGGCGAUGGCGAUUGAGAAGAUGACCCGCGUGCUGGCCCAGACGGCCUGCGUGGGCGUGAAGACGAACCAACUUCUCCUACAGCGGUCCCUCCUACACCCGGCCUUCCACAAUCCCGGGUACACGACGUCGUUCCUGCCGAGAUACCAGGACGAACUGCUGCAGGCACCGACCAUUGGGGGACCAGACUUGAAGAUCCUCUCUGCGCUGCCUAGCGUGGUAUUCCGCCAUCUCGCUACGUCGAAUGCGCUCCGUGCUCGCCAGCGGCCAUUUCAGAAUGUCCGACGUCAGUUCCGAAAUCAGCACCAUGACUCCGUAAACAAGCACUGUGACGUUGUGAGCGCCGUAGAGUGGCCGUAUCGACUCCCUGAAGGGGAAACCUCUCCACAAUCUCUGGUUUGGCUGUGGAAGGCCCAACCAACCAGAGAUCCGGCUGGGGGAGAUGAGAUAUACUCCUUCCUCGCUCCGACGGGCAGUCAGUCUACAGAGAAGGAGCGAUCGGCUGCAGGCGAAGUCUCAGCGCGGUACAACGCCAUUAGUGAAACCCUACGAACGGGGGCCGCCACGUCCACGACGCCCUACCGGGUGCAUGUUAAUUCGUGGACCGCGGACGACAGGAGCCCACACCCGUGGAUGACAGCCAGCGUCGAGAUGUCGAUCAACGGGUCGAAGCAGCACGCGCAUAUCGCCAUCCCAUCUGUCCGGCCCGACGGGCUCGGACUCCGUCUGGAUACGACGCAGAGCAUCUUCUGUCAUUUCCCAGCAGUUGGCACGCACAUGGAAUUCCGACGGGACAGCGUGUUGUCGUGGGUGGAGAGCAUUCGGUCAGUGGCUGCCGCGCAGGACGGAUCGCAGCUGAGGACGGUGGCGGCGCCGAUGCCUUGCAAGGUCCUAUCAAUCUUGAAGAAGGUCGGGGAGCCAGUGAAGUCGGGAGAGAAUGUGAUGGUGAUUGAGAGUAUGAAGAUGGAGGUGGCCAUCACGGUGAGUGCAGAUGGGACAUUCCAGACGACAUGGAGGGAGGGCGAUGCGGUCGAGGAGGGGAAGAUUCUGUGCUCUGUUGAUUAA
Messenger RNA from Aspergillus campestris IBT 28561, 2364 nucleotides. RefSeq lists its product as uncharacterized. Bases 1 to 2364 code for a protein of 787 amino acids. Gene Ontology annotation, cellular component: mitochondrion. The record is from RefSeq and is a predicted model, not a curated record. The transcript is spliced from 2 exons. NCBI's taxonomy places the organism in Eukaryota, Fungi, Ascomycota, Eurotiomycetes, Eurotiales, Aspergillaceae. Gene Ontology annotation, molecular function: methylcrotonoyl-CoA carboxylase activity; metal ion binding; ATP binding.